Hippocampus comes (tiger tail seahorse) is the source of this 4190-nucleotide messenger RNA. RefSeq names its product myotubularin related protein 10 (gene mtmr10). NCBI's taxonomy places the organism in Eukaryota, Metazoa, Chordata, Actinopteri, Syngnathiformes, Syngnathidae. The record is from RefSeq and is a predicted model, not a curated record. The coding region runs from base 171 to 2468 and encodes 765 amino acids. Gene Ontology annotation, cellular component: cytoplasm; membrane. The transcript has 17 exons. Gene Ontology annotation, biological process: phosphatidylinositol dephosphorylation.
CGCUUACUUUCCAAACAUGGCCGUUAAGCCUUUGACUGCAUUUGCUCCUGCGUUCGGUUGAAUUAGUCACACUUUGAGGAAGUCACUGGCAGGUCUGGACUUCGGUAACAGUGGAAGCUAGCUGUUCAAAACGCCCAUUAAUACCAACCUCAACAGGGCGGACAUAAACAAUGUUUUCUGUCAAACCAAUGAAACCAACCUUCAAGUGUUACCUUCCUCCUGUACAGAGUGAUGUGAAGAAGACCAUUGACCCCCCUAUUAAAAAGUUGGAACCCAAGUUACUCCCAGGGGAGAUAGUAGUUAACGAGGUGAACUUUGUGAGGAAAUGCAUCAGUGCUGAAAGCAGCCAAGAUGAUCUCUGGGGCAAGUUGAUUUGUACCAACUUUAAGGUCUCCUUCAUCCCUCAAGAUGCUUCAACUAAACCGAAGUUUCAGCUGUCCCACUUGCUGCUCGGAGAGCAUGACAUCCCACUGACAUGUUUAGAGCACGUGGUAACAGUGAACGAUACAAAGGGGAAGAAGAAAGUUUUGGGCUCAAACCAAAAGCUGAAGUUCAACCCCACUGAGCUCAUCCUUUAUUGUAAAGACUUGCGGAUCAUAAGGUUCUGCUUUGAUGAGGCCGGGCCUGAGAGUGCUAAAAAGGUUUGUCUCGCUAUUGCUCACUACUCCCAUCCAGCUGAUCUGCAUCUGCUCUUUGGCUUUGAGUAUCAGGGGAGGCGGUACCAUGAAUCCAAAGAUGAGCGACUCAAUGGGUCUGUCCGACGAGGAGGAUUACAGACGCCCAUUUUUGAUCGCCGGUCUGAGUGGGAUAGAGAGAUCAAGAGAACGGGCGCCUCGGAGUGGAGAGUGUGUUCCAUAAACGAGUUUUACAACAUCUCCUCAAGUCUUCCGGAGUACAUUGUCGUCCCAGUAUCUCUAGCAGACCAGGAUCUAAAGCAGUACUCUAUAUUUCUAACUGGCAACCGCCUCCCACUUUGGUGCUGGAAUCACCGGAAUGGAAGUGCUCUUGUGCGCAUGGCCAGUGUGUGUGACCCGGUCCAGCAGAGGAAGAUUGAGCAGAGGAUCAUCACUGCCAUCACAAAGAGCCACCCACAGUGCAGUGAAGUCUUCACUUCAGACCUGGACAAGUGUCUGCCCAACAUCCAGGAUAUCCAGAGUUCUUUCGUCAAAAUCCGACAGAUCUGCGUCAUAGAUCCUUUUGAGGAGUCUGAGGAAAGGUGGCUUUCAUCCAUUGAAAACUCACGAUGGCUCGAGUAUGUCAGGGCCUUCCUGAAGCAGGCAUCUGAGAUAGUGUACCAUUUGGAUGGGAGGAAUGUUUCAGUCAUUCUCCAAGAGGAAGAGGACCGUGACCUGAACUGCGUGGUGUCCUCCAUGGUGCAGCUCAUGGUUGACCCUCAUUAUCGCAGCCUUGUUGGAUUUCAGGGUUUGGUGCAGAAGGAGUGGGUGAUGGCAGGCCAUCGCUUCUUGGACAGAUGCAACCACUUAAAAAAGAAUGACAGAGAGGAGUCCCCACUGUUCAUUCUGUUUCUGGACUGUGUGUGGCAAAUGAUGAACCAGUAUCCAGCUGCAUUUGAGUUCACAGAAGCUUAUCUGACAGUCUUAAGUGAUAGCAUGUGGAUCCCACUCUUCAGCACUUUCCUCUUCAGUUCUCCUAAACAACGUGCACAGUACUUGAUGGAUUUUGCGAGGAAUAAAGCCAUCCCCCAAGGGGAGGACUCCGUUGUGUUCUUCCCUCCUGUGUGGGACUGGUCACAGCAAUUCUCCACCAAAGACCAAACCCUUUUUAACAACCCCAUGUACGUUGGCAAAGGAGCCGCAUGUGUUCUCAAUGGGGAAGUGAAAAGCUUUCGACGCACAAAGAAAUACGGCUCCGUCUUCCGAGGAGCCUCUGCAUCUCUGCGUCAUGGCUUGAAAGGCGGAGAGGAAGCCCUCACUCGACGAGGCUCUCUGGGGGCCGAGCUGAAGACCGACUUCUCACCCAUGAAAUAUGUGGUGGAGAGCCCGUCGGAGCGCUAUUUCAGGGAGUGGUUCUCUCGGCCCGCUGACCAGCAGGGCCUGUUGCUCCCCCUGCUCACGCCCUCCCACGUGGCCCUCUGGAAGCUCUACUUCCUCCGCUGGGUGCCUGAAGCCUGCAUUUCCAAGGGGGGUUUCAUCACUGCCUACCACAAGCUCUCCCAACUGGUGGACGAAAUCGAGAUGCUACAGAACCACCUCAGGCAGUACAAGGCACCCACCCCAAGCAACACGCCCCUCCCCAGCUCAAAAGGGACCACUGCUGACCAAAGGCGGAUGUAUUUUCAGGCCGCUUCCCCAAAUGAUUCGCCUCCAGAAUUUCUUUCCUCCUCUUUUCCUUUCACCCCUGUAGGAAACUUAUGUCGCCGCAGUAUUCACGGAACCCCCAUCAGUAAGUUUCUGAAUGGGGCCAGGAUCUGGCUCUCCACAGAGACGCUCGCGAACGACUCCCUCUGAGAAUGGUCGGGAUUUCAUUUCGAUCGCUGUUACCACUCUUAAUGAUGCAGACAACUAUCUAAGAAAAUAACUUUUUUUUUUUUUUUUUAGUUCUUCAUAAGCUAAAAUCUACAAUGAUGGUGCUUCAAAUACUGAAGCAACAACUGGAAGAGCAUCAAACAAAAAAUAGCUCCAUCAAUCAUUCAAAUUAAUAAAGCGAGAAUGCAGAAGUACAUCCUCCUAUAAUUGGCCAGUGACGUGCUACUGUGAUGUGCGCUCAUACUGUGAAAGAAAGGUUCGUCCCCCCCACUUAAAUCGCUCUUAAAAUUUUCUGAGCCGAGCUUCCAAGAUCCACAGAUCCUGUGCGGGAUUGACCUGUGAUGUCAGGCCGUGUGAUGAUCCUUCAGCAGACUCACAGUCCAGAUUUUAUUGUAGGAACAAUGAUGCGUUUCACUGACACUGACUGAUUCCAAAUGUAAUGUGCACCCUCCAGGAAAUAUGAUGAGAUUGCAUCUAACUCUUAAUUUGGGAUUUUUUUUUUUUUUAUGUUCUUAAUCCAGAGCAUCAUACAAUAUAACACUACUAACUGCUCUGCUAUGCCAAGUGGUGCAAACAGAAUGCGUCCGUGUGCGCGUUUGUUUGUCCUCCCACAAACUUAAUGCUGUCUGCUUACAAAUUCUAUCACUUGUCUGGCAUUUUGCUGAAACAAAUAACUGUGGUGCUGAUUUGAGAUCACUUAAAUCUGUGGUAAAUUUAUAGACUCUCAGAAAAGUUUUAUCAAGAACUAAUAAGGUCUUCCUUUUCAAAAAAAGGAAAGAGGACUCAGAGCAAUUUUUAGUUUUCUUUACAAAGGCUCCCUCAUGUUUUGUAACUGCUGAACCAAAGACUGGCUGGUAAAAACGAGUAAAUGGUUCAGUUGUCUAAAAGUGGUGAGAAGCUUGGAGUGAGACUCUUAAGAUCAGGGGUGUGGAACUUGCGGCUCAAGAGCCAUCCAAUUACAAAAUAAAACCUCAAUAAAGACAUUAAAACCGCAAAUGCUCAAAUGUGAGAUAAGUAAGUGUAUGCUUGUUUAUUUUUGCCCUGUUUCCCAUAGCCCUCUAAGGACUUAAUACAAACGUCAGUGGCCCCCAGAUAAAGGGAAAAAGGUUCCCCACCCCUGAUAUUAGCGAGCAGAGUGACACAUUUUAACCUAAACGUAAGAUUCCUUGGCAAUAACUGAAAUUGUCUUUCAAGUGGCGUGAGUGCUGCGUUUGCCCUACAAAAAUGCUAUUAAUUGCACAUUUCACCCAAUUUAUGGUUCUUAAGGAGGCUGAACAAUAGAUUUGGCAGUUUUUUUUUUUUUUUUUUUAAGAAUUUCUAUGUGCUUGAAAUUGAUAUUUUUCGAGUUAAUGGUACUUCGUCUCAUCUUAAUUUUGACUAUAUAUUUUAUGGAGAGAUAUUUAUAUGAUGUUAUCGUCCUUUGCUGAUUCUAUGAAGACUGUGUUCACUGUGGCACAGUUGGAUGUGCCAGCAGGUGUAUUUAUUCAUAUUAUGCAAAUGUUCUCUUCAGGGAGACGUAAUGGCUACUCUUGUGCCUUUUGGGAAGACUUUGUAACAAUGCUCUAUAUAUCUGACCUGUCUACUUGUGUUCAUUUUAAUGGCGUCUUAAACCUUUAACAGGUACUGCACUGAGAAGGGUUUUCCUGGGAGAAAAGAGGGCUAAAAUGUACCAUUAACCAAUCAAUACAGUUUAUUUUCAACUGA